Molecule: messenger RNA, 3752 nt
Organism: Sycon ciliatum
Lineage: Eukaryota; Metazoa; Porifera; Calcarea; Leucosolenida; Sycettidae
Exons: 2
Coding region: 721-3093 (790 amino acids)
Molecular function (GO): ribonuclease T2 activity; RNA binding
Source: RefSeq, a predicted model, not a curated record
CGUUGAUGCAGGUGCUGCUGUGAUGUCACUAGCCUGGAUGGCCGAGAUGAUGACUGAUGCCUGGGAUGGCUAAAGGGAGAGUUGGCGUGAGCGCGGCCCCGACCGCCAGCCGGAUUCAUGGCUGAAGAGUUUGACCGCCAUGUUUUCAUUAGCGCCAGUGCGAGCAGAGAAGCUGAUGCUAGUGCCAGUAGUGCAGUAGUGCAGCGGUGGCGUGUGCAGGACAGCUCGCCGUGGAUGGGCUACAUGCAGGUCGCUGUCAGCGCUACGUGACGACAAGGAAAUGGCCAAGCAACCGCCUUCCUAUAGGUCUGAUUGCCGGGCCAGGGCCCACCAGCAUGGCCAAGCUCGGUUUGAGCCGAACGACAAGGAUGCACACCCGUUUCUCUCUCACAGCCGAUGAUGGCGAGAACCCAUUACAUGUACUUGACUUCAGCUGAGAAAGAAGGAAAGACGACUCGUUGAGCUGCGAGUUGCAACAUUAAAGAUCAACUUCCUUCCUCAGCUUCCUUCCCCUCCACCCACCAAGCUAAUGGGUUUCAGCAGAUGAAAAGAAGUAUCUGCCCCAUUUUACCUGAAGCGGCUGGGAAAAAUUAUGCUGUAGACAUUUAUAUUUUUGCAUCGCCGGCAGAAGAAGGAGAGAAAGACGACGGUAGAUGGUGCUUUCAGCCGCAUUUCAAACUGGCUGAGUGAGAUUUGAGACCCUGAGAGAGAGAGAGAGAGAUGAAGCGACACAAAAUUGCCAAUGGAAAAAUGGCUGCGCAGAGUGCGCUGUCGUUGCUGCUGCCACUGCUGAUGGUGAUGCUGUGCGGAGUUGUCCAAGUCGAAGCUCAAAGAAAACCUCCUGUAAUGGCUCAAGGUCCUUCUGAAGCCCCAACACCACAGCCUUUCCCGGAUGGAGUGAUGGGUGGUGGCAUGCCCAGUGUAGGCAACCAUAGACAGGAUCAACAGAAGGCCUUUCCGAUGCCAAAGAUGCCAAACGUCACAUACUACUUUGUGUUUGCACAGCUCUGGCCAAACGGGUAUUGUAUGGCGGCGAUUAAAGAUAACUGCCACCAGCUGCCGCUUCACUUCCCUGAGAACAUGUGGACAGUUCGUGGAUUGUGGGUGGCAAUGUCCAAGUCGAGUAAACACAUUCGCUAUUGCAAGAGUAGCGCUGAGGCGAUGAAAACACCUCCAACAGCAAGCCUACCACAACCGCAGCAGAAAAAUCCUCUACUCAUGCAACACCAUCUGAGUGAUCAGCCACACAUAUCCAGCCAAAUGGCAAUAGACCUGGAUAGGAUAUGGCCACCACUGGAGGCUGGACCGGUGCCAGCUAAUCGCUGGGUGCAGGAAUACAAGACGUAUGGUGUCUGCACAGGUUUGGGCGAAGACGGCUACUUUGGCAUGAUCCUGAACCUUCAUCAGCAGUUCAGUAUGUAUAACAUCCUAGCCAGUGCCAGUGUAGUGCCAGAUGACAUCUACACGUACAGAGCAUCCACUCUGAAGAAUGCGAUCCGCAAAGUGCACGGAUUUGAGUGCGAACUGCUCUGCAGAAGAAGGCGUCUGUCGGCCAAUGGACGCUUUGCCUACGUUAACAUCCUGCAGGAAAUACAUUUCUGCUUCAACGUGAACCUGGAGCCCAUAGAUUGUCCAUCCAGAAAUAGCACCAUCAAUCAAAUCAACAUCCUUCAUGAUCGGCCGUUUAUAUGCGCAUUUGAUGUUCUAUAUCCCAAAUUCCCAAGUGGCGUCCAUGAUAUGAAAGAUAAAACUGUAGGUCAGCCGCAGCAGGUGAUGAACCCGCCCGGUCCAGGCCCAUCGCCGCAGGUGCACUACCCAGUCCAGACCAUAGCAUAUCCGGUUGCUGGCGCUGCUGGCUUGCCACCAGUACUGGAUCACCAACCGGUGCAAGGUGCCGCACCACAGCAAGUCGACUCGUACAUCUAUGUAGUGAAUCCCGGAGCUGCAGCACCACCAUCCACGGGUGCAGGUGCCAGCGUGGUGCAAGUAAGCCCUGACUACGGACAGCAGCAACACCAGCAGCCUCCGAGUAGAGUUUCCAGUGGUGGAAUAUUUGACGCGUCACCUGGUUAUGGUCCCCAUGGUGGUGGUGGCGGCGGUGGCGGUGGUGGCGGCGGAGGCGGUGGUGGCUAUGGUCAAACGGUCGAUGCUCAUCCACGGAACUAUGCUGGUCAUGCUCCUGGGGCCAUUGAUCCAGGUUUGCCAAACCCAGGUGGAUAUGGCUCUCGAGGCGGUGGUACCACAGGUGGUGGUCCUUAUGGUAAUCAGGGCAAUGGAUAUGGAACAGGUGGUGGUGGUGGUGGUGGUGGUGGUGGUGGUGGUGGAGGCGGUGGUGGUGGUCACCAGGGUAGUCAACGAGGAUCACCAUUCGGAUCGCCAGCUGGAUCGCCAGCCAGCGCAUACGGUAGACACGUGCGCGUUGACCCGGGCGCACAAUUUGGUACCUUUCGCAUCAGUCCGCAAGCACCUCCUGGUACACUGCAACACGCACAGGCCUUAGUAGCUGCACACCUCCUAGCAGCUGCAGCUCCAGGCUCGCGCCUUGGUCAUGGGCCCCGGCCAGCUGGACCCGGCCACUCUGAACGCACACAUGCACCCGACCAGGUUAUCGACGUUGAUGCGCACUAUGGGGGAGAAGCCGCUAAUCCUGCCGCAAAGGAUCCUAAGACAGCGAGCACUCCAGGACACCACGUCGGUGUGCCAAGUAGGCAGCCAAGACAAGAUCCCAGAAAUGGCCGCCGGCCUGCUGUACCAGGAGAUAACAUGGCAGCAGAAGCAGCAGCACAAGAAGCCAACAAGGCUCCCAUGUUCUACGAUGGUACACCAGUUCUGUAUAAACCUUAUGCUUCCCUCGAGGGGAGAAUUCCGGUUGCAGAAUACAAGGCGAAAGCAGUAGGUGCUCAGGUUGUUGCAAGUCAAGUUGACCACACGCGCCCAAUGCUGGAUGCAUCCAUCAUCAAUGGUGUCAAACGUCGCCUUGGCAACAAGGCACGCCGCUGGUUUGACCCCGUUCUACCCAGCCAGAAUCCAGCUGAAGUGGCAGCAAUGAUUGAGAAGCGUAAACCAUCAGCUGAAAACCAUUUUGCUGGAUGAUAAGGACAACAGUCAAGUUAUACAUUCAUCAAUGUAUCGUGUGUUACCUGUGCGGACAAAGCAACCAGUAUAUCUACACAUAGCCUGAAGAAUCUUUCAGAUGAGUUUCGCCACCAGUCGACUUGAUCCAAUGUACGACCGUAGGAUAUGUAUUGACUUGUUCACUAUGUUGAAUAAUACGUGUUUAUCUUCUGUACACCCCACACCCCAAACUGGAUAGCAUUAUUGAACAUCAUCCGGGUCUAGUAAUUGCGGAGGACUAUCAUUAAAUGAUCUUGACUAUGUUGCCGGCACAGCAUAAUGUCACUAUAAAAACUAUGAUUUCUAUCAAUAUUGAUUCAAGCACAGAGAAAGGAAUUCCAUAAUAUACUUAUAAUGUUUGUCACCAAACGCUGGCAGUCGAUUUUAUGAAAUCCCAGGGUAUCUGGUAUAGUAACUUUUUAGUAUGCACUAUGCUACAGCCUUGAAAGUAACUGCUCCAUGCAGGAAUACCCUACCGUGCACACCUAUGAUAAUCUGCACGCGGAGCCUAGUCUACACAGCAGUAUGAUUUUGUUAGAGUGGUGUGGCCUGGUCUACACAGCAGUAUGAUUGUGUUAGAGUGGUGAGUGGUGUGGCCUGCAAGCAAUGACGCUCACUUGACUGGUUGACCUAUCCUC